AUGCGGCUUAGACUAGCGAAGGCGGCAGACCGGCCACAAUAUUACGAGGCCCAUGGCACCGGUACACUAGCUGGCGAUCCUAUAGAGGCUGAAGCUAUCCAGGCUGUAAUUUUCCGUCAGGGCUUCGACCAUGCUGAAGAUAAGACGCUCCUAGUUGGCUCGAUCAAUACAGUGAUUGGCCACCUCAAAAGGAUCGCAGUCCUAGCGGGUAUGCUCAAGGCUUCGCUGGCUAUACAGCAUAGUCUUGUGCCACCAAACUUGCACUUCGUUCAGCUUGGCCCAAAGAUCAAGCCGUUGCACGGCCACAUGCGCGUGCCAAAAGCGGAAACCUCAUGA
Molecule: messenger RNA, 336 nt
Organism: Pseudomassariella vexata
Lineage: Eukaryota; Fungi; Ascomycota; Sordariomycetes; Amphisphaeriales; Pseudomassariaceae
Product: thiolase-like protein
Exons: 1
Coding region: 1-336 (111 amino acids)
Biological process (GO): secondary metabolite biosynthetic process; fatty acid biosynthetic process
Molecular function (GO): fatty acid synthase activity
Source: RefSeq, a predicted model, not a curated record